Molecule: messenger RNA, 963 nt
Organism: Closterium sp. Naga37s-1
Lineage: Eukaryota; Viridiplantae; Streptophyta; Zygnematophyceae; Desmidiales; Closteriaceae
Source: the annotation of a GenBank genome assembly
AUGGGAACGUCCUCUCCCACCCGCUCUCUCUCCCACCCGCUCUCUCUCCCACCCGCUCUCUCUCCCACCCGCUCUCUCUCCCACCCGCUCUCUCUCCCACCCGCUCUCUCUCCCACCCGCUCUCUCUCCCACCCGCUCUCUCUCCCACCCGCUCUCUCUCCCACCCGCUCUCUCUCCCACCCGCUCUCUCUCCCACCCGCUCUCUCUCCCACCCGCUCUCUCUCCCACCCGCUCUCUCUCCCACCCGCUCUCUCUCCCACCCGCUCUCUCUCCCACCCGCUCUCUCUCCCACCCGCUCUCUCUCCCACCCGCUCUCUCUCCCACCCGCUCUCUCUCCCACCCGCUCUCUCUCCCACCCGCUCUCUCUCCCACCCGCUCUCUCUCCCACCCGCUCUCUCUCCCACCCGCUCUCUCUCCCACCCGCUCUCUCUCCCACCCGCUCUCUCUCCCACCCGCUCUCUCUCCCACCCGCUCUCUCUCCCACCCGCUCUCUCCCACCGCUCUCUCCCACCCGCUCUCUCCCACCGCGCUCUCUCCCUCCCCGCUCUCCCCCACCCCGCUCACUCCCACCCUGCUCUCGCCCACCGCGCUCACUCCCACCGUGCUUACUCCCACCCCUCGCAUGCCAUUGCUCCGCUCAUCAGCUUCCCCCCACAUGCCCCUCACAUGCCCCUCACAUGCCCCUCCGCUCACAUGCCCCUCACAUGCCCCUCUCCUCCCUUCACAUGCCCUUCACAUGCCCUUCACAUGCCCUUCACAUGCCCUUCACAUGCCCUUCACAUGCCCUUCACAUGCCCUUCACAUCCCCCUCACGUGCCCCUCACGUGCCCCUCACGUGCCCCUCACGUGCCCCUCACGUGCCCCUCACGUGCUCCACCCUCUGCAGCAGCCGCAGCGGUGCGGCGUGGCUGGACUUUUUGUCGCGCGCGCGCAGUGCGCUUGUGUGAAUGCCCGUUUGUGUGA